Aedes albopictus (Asian tiger mosquito) is the source of this 2160-nucleotide messenger RNA. Its product is annotated as zinc finger protein 850. The transcript has 6 exons. Gene Ontology annotation, cellular component: nucleus. Gene Ontology annotation, molecular function: RNA polymerase II transcription regulatory region sequence-specific DNA binding; DNA-binding transcription factor activity, RNA polymerase II-specific. Bases 182 to 2071 code for a protein of 629 amino acids. Gene Ontology annotation, biological process: regulation of transcription by RNA polymerase II. The record is from RefSeq and is a predicted model, not a curated record. NCBI's taxonomy places the organism in Eukaryota, Metazoa, Arthropoda, Insecta, Diptera, Culicidae.
ACAAACGAAUGAGCCGAUGUAAACAAAAACUGAACAACUUCCAUAAACAAUUUAAUGUCCAUUUGCCAGUACGCAACCAGAGAACAGUAAACAAACUGGGCGCAGCCAAGUACGCCCAUCAGGAUUCUGUGUUUCCCGUUGUUGCUGUCCCGUUGGUUGAUCAAGACUUGAAUAUAGUCUAAUGUUUAUAUCGAAGAGGAAAAAGGCCGCUAGGAAGUCGGCAAAGAAAAGAAGAUUGGCUAGCCUAGCAAAUGAUGAAGCUCAAACCCAGCUGGUUUCGCAGCAAGGAUCGGAAUCGAGUCCAUUGCUGCUGGAAUUGGAAGUCGAAGUUGAACAUGACGAAGAUCUACCGGUGGAGCCGAUGCUUGUCGAAGAAAUCAAACAGGAAGUUCCACUUGACCUGGGUGCGGAGCUAGCGGAAGAAGUCAAGGUGGAACCACUGGAACCGGAGGAGGAAGGUCCGGAUCCGAUCGGCGGUCAGAAGCAGUUCGACCGUGAGCCGCACGUUAGCAAUGAAGCAGUGUACUCCCUUGACACCCAUUGCCAAUUCUGUUUGAAUCGGUUCGACGAAUCCGGUGGUCGUGAGUUGAUCAGCAGAAGGAAGGCCGUGUUUGUCUUGGGGUUAAGUAAGGAGAAGUUCACGGAGGUGUAUCCGGAAUGCUGCCACUUUUGCAAGAAGCAGUUUGAUCAGUCUUUCGAGUUCAAGCAGUCCUGCUUGGCGGCGUUGGCCCGGUCUGCGGAGUUUCGGGAGAAAACGGCUCUCUAUGAGAUCGUUGAUUUGAAGGUACUGGAAGUGGUCAAUGGGGCCGAGAGCUUUUUGGGGAUGGAGAGUCGAGGAACGACGAUAGAGGAACGUUCUCAAGAGCUGCAAGGAAGCAUCGAGAGGCCAAAUAAUGAUGGUUCAUCGCUGACUGAAAAUGGUCUGAGCAUAAAAUGUCGUAAAUGCAACGAGGAGUUUCACGAAUGGUCGGAACUGGAAAAGCACAGCUACAUCCAUUUUCCUAUUUCCUCGCAAGAACCGGUAGUAGAUACACGGAAGAAGGAAUAUCAGCAUAAAGUAGAACUCUACUGCUUCCGGUGUCGGAAAUGGUACCCGACGGAAUCGAUCUUCACACAGCACCAUCCAUCCUGUAUCGAGGCUGAUCGACAGCGAAACAAGCAAAAAUUUUACUGCUUCCGCUGUGUCCGAUGGUUCCCAUCAGAAACUCUCUUCGUGAACCACAAACCGUUGUGCAUCGCGCCUGUUCGCCAGAAGGACAUUCCUCCAAAUCCAGUUCAGGAUUCCACGCCGCUCGACUUGAACAACAUUUCUCCUUCAAUUCCGGCAAGUACACAACCUUGCAGCGUCCAAUCCGAGUCCAUUACCGCCAGCAAACUCCACUGUAAACGGUGUCAAAAGUCGUUCGAGUCGAAGCUGCUCUUCAAGCACCACAAACCGCUGUGCAUCGAAUCGAGGGUAAAAAAACGGUCAGCUUUUCAGUGCGAGCUGUGUCCGCAGAGAUGCAACUCCGAGAAAACUCUGAAUUUGCACAUGAACCGACAUAAAGGAAUACGUUCCCUGCCCUGCCGUCGCACCGAGGGUUGCACCAAGAUGUUCCUGGAUGUCACCAUCCGGAGGAAGCACGAGGAAAUAUGCGGACAGGACGUGCUGGCCAGUAUAUGCAGCAUUUGUGGCGCCACCUUUCGCCAUCGGUCCAAUUUGCAAAUUCACAUGACACGUCACGGGGAGCCGAAGUUCCCCUGUGAACAGUGCGAUAAAAGAUUCCAUUCCAAAGCCGGGCUCCAAAAGCACUCCUCAGUGCACUCCGAUGCGCGGAACUACGAGUGCAAAGUGUGCGGCAAGCGCUUCAAGUCGCACGAAGCCAAUCGGGUGCACCAGCGGAUUCAUACGCAGGAGAAACCGUACGUUUGUCACAUCUGCGGGACGGCUUUUACGUACAACUGUUCGCUCAAGGCACAUCUGGAGAAAGGGCAUGGAACGGUUGAGCAGACUGGGCGGAAAGAACCGGUGGUCGCCGCCAGCAAUUCAGUAGAUUCUGGAUCGCUGUGGCCACAGGAUGGUGGGUAUUAAGGUAUGGGAACGUCAGUAUCGUUCAGACUUCAGAUCAUAGGGAUUUGGGAAAAGAGGAUUUAUCAAGAACUCUAUGCUCUAGAAAGUAA